ACCCCGCCCCCUCGCUGCCCGGGGCCCGCGGGAACUUGGGCCCUACGGUUCCACUUUCUCCGGAGCAGGGGCGGGCAGAGAGCCCGCGGACCCGCGCCUUCGCAGCCCUUCCGAGUCCCUGGCAGCGGUCACCGGCACCGAGGGGGCACCUCCGCAUCUCCAUUGCAAGAGUGAGAGUAAAUCCAAUCCUUGCCUCUCUAAAUUGGCCAGUCGUGGAAGUGAGUCAUAGUUUCUUAGAAGUCAUCAUGAAUUCCCAGAAACCUGAAGACAACAAGGCAUUCACUACUGCAGAAUAUGGCCAGAGUACCAGCCCUGAAGAUCCAGAGGAUACUGUCAUGGAGCAGACACGUCCUGGCACACCUGCUGCUCAUUCUCUAUCUGACAUUAAAGACUGGAGCAAGACCAUUAAGCUUAAAAGUGAAGUCAAGCGUGAAGCAUCUAUGGAAAUUCAGAAGCCAGACGUGGGGACCAGUAAAAAAUGUUCUUUUACUUUUACCUUGAAUGAAAAUGUCAGGAAGUCAGACCGUAGUGUGUUUACAGCACAUGGUAAACACACUGAGAGUAUCUACUCUGCCCUGAAAGCUAAUGACAAUUUCAAAGAAAGGAUGCAGAAUCAUCUCAAUAAAAACAUCCUUGUUUAUGAAGAAAAGACAAUAGAUGGAUAUGUAAAUUUAGGAAUGCCUCUCAAGUGCCUACCUAGAGAUUCCCAUUUUAAAAUAACGUUUGGUCAAAGAAAGUGUAACCAGGAAGAUGACCAGAUGUUCCGCCAAUGUGAAAAUCCAAACGUGGAAUGCAUUCUUUUUCAUGUGGUUGCUGUUGGAAAGAGUAUAAAAAAGAUUCUGAAGAUCAAGGAACUGCAUGAAAGAGGAAGUACAGUUUGUGUCUAUGCUUUAAAGGGUGAGACUAUCAAAGAAGCUCUAAGCAAGGAUGGCCGAUUUCGGUCUGACCUCGAUGAAUUUGAAUGGAAAGUAAUGGAAGAUCAUCAGAAAAUUCAUGGGAAACAGUCCCUGGUGGAUGAAGUAUCUGGAAAAACCUUAGAGAUGGACAUUUUUAAGAAACGAAAUGUCAGGGCAGGUGCCCAUAAAAAAAUUAAACAGGAGAGUGAAAGUGCCACUGAUGAGAUCAGUCCCUUUGAACAGCUACAGUCUGAGAUCAUAGAACACAAACCAGAGACAGAUGGGGAAACCGAAGAUGUAGAAUCCAAGAAAGAAGAAACUGUCUCACUUCAGAGUCUGGGGCAUGAUAUUGAACGUAAAAAACGACGCACAAUUUUCAGAAUUAGGGAUUAUUACACUAAUAGUGUGAAGAGAAAAUACGGGAGGAGCAGCUCAAGACAUAGGCAAAGGCCCCAUGUGGGUAUGCAGCAUGUUAUUAAUCAAACUAUCCAGAGGACGGCAACUAACGUCUGGCUAAAGAAUUGCCAAGUGUUGAGCAAAGUUAUAAUGGAUCAGUAUCCAAAUUUUAAUGAAGAGGCACGUUGGAUGAGAAACUAUUUUCGGGAUGAGCAGAAGAAAGCCAAAGUGCCAGCAUCUCAACAAUUCAACAUAUAUAAAAAGUACUUUGCAAAAGUGACUGAAAAUUCUACUUCAGUUGCAACCUGCGAAGACCUUAUUCAUCUUAGUAAGUCAGUUGGGUUCAUGAUGUGGUAUAAUAACAGAAACAUGGGGAAUGCUACUUGCUUUGUCUUCAAUCAUGGUUAUAUUUUCACCUGUCGACAUGUAAUCAAUAAAAUAGUGGGAGAAGGCACAGAUCUAAAUUUGUGGCCAGAGAUAAUAAGCCAAUGUGCAAAGGUAACUUUCAGUCAUAAAAGGUUCCUCCCUGAUAAUCAAGAUUGGUAUGCCCUUGAUCCAUGGUUUGGAGUGUCUGAUGGAAAUCUAGAUUAUGCCAUUUUAAAGCUAAGCCAACAUCAAAAUGGAUUUCCUCCAGGCCUGUUUAGACAAAUUUCCUCUCAACAGUCCAGUGAUUUGAUUUAUAUAAUUGGUCACCCAGAAGGCCAGGUCAAGAAAAUAGAUGGUUGUGCUGUGAUUCCAAUAAAUCAGCGGAUGGAGAGAUAUGCAGAACAACUCCAAGAUGAGAUGGUAGGAUCCAAUGCUGCUACUUACAAUGCUUUCCCCAUGUUUACCCAGAGAAGUUUCCUACCAGAAGUUUGGAGCAAUGACACACUUAGUUAUGAUACCUGUUUUUCUAGUGGAUCCUCUGGCUCCCCAGUAUUUAGUGCAUCAGGCCAAUUGGUUGCUAUGCAUACCAUUGGGCAUUUUUACAAACGUGGAGAGAAUGUCCAUGCCAUUAUUGAAUUUGGCUAUUUGAUGAAUUCAAUUCUUUGUGAUAUUAAACAGAAAAGCGAGAGCUUCUAUCAAUUCUUAAUGGAAGAUAAAACUGAGAACUGCACCAAAGACUAUACCAUACAAGAGUUGUCACUUCAAGAAUAUCAGAUUGAACCCAUGGAACACUAGAGAAAAGAUUUUUUGUUCCAGAAAAUAUGCCAAUAAUUUAGAGUAUUUGGGGCUGUUUCCUUAAAGUAGAGUGAAUAUUCCUCUUUAAUUAGAAAUCUUUAGAGAAUCACUUGGGUGUGCAAAACAUAUAUAAGAGUUCAAGUAGAUUCUCAUAUAUUUUCCUAUUGUUUUUUUUUUAAUUGAAACAAUCUCAAGCCUCAACUUAAACUAUUUAGCUCUGUUAUAUACAUACACAGUAUUUGGUAUUUGCCAUUCUAAUGCUUCAGAUGAUAUAUCCACACCAUCUUCCUAAAUAGUGAAGUGCCCUAUGUUCCCUGAAUUAAAAAAUAAUGGCAACAUACACCUUUAGAGUGAAGUAAAUAAUUCUUUGAUAAUCUUAAUUUUUUCCCUUUUGUGCCACCUGUAAAUCAGCCUCUAUUGCAAAUGACACAUGAAAAUCUCAGAUUUUCUGUUCUUUCCUCUAGUUUUGUCAUUCUCUGGAAUGUAGAAGUGUGAUUUGCUCAGUCUUCAUUCCUGACCUCUCAUAUUCAGAGUCUAUACCACUAAAAACUAAGCAUAUCAGCCAUCAAGCUAUAUUACAAAGCUGUUAUCAUGAAGACAUCAUGAUGUACUGGUACAAAACAGACACAUAGAUCAAUGGGACAGAAGAGAGAACCCAGAGAUUGACCUAUAACUAUAAGGUCAACUAAUUUUUGACAAAAUAGGAAAGAAUAUCCAAUUGAAAGAAGGCAGUCUCUUCAACA
Molecule: messenger RNA, 3196 nt
Organism: Canis lupus familiaris (dog)
Lineage: Eukaryota; Metazoa; Chordata; Mammalia; Carnivora; Canidae
Gene: FAM111B
Product: FAM111 trypsin like peptidase B
Exons: 3
Coding region: 246-2453 (735 amino acids)
Source: RefSeq, a predicted model, not a curated record